AUGGCAUCAAAAGGUCCCCGGUCAAAGCUAGACCAUGAGACAAGAGCUAGGCGUCAAAAGGCUCUUGAAGCUCCAAGGGAGCCUCGACGGCCAAAAGUUCACUGGGACCAUGUCCUUGCUGAGAUGGUGUGGCUGGCAAAGGAGUUUGAUUCUGAGAGAAAAUGGAAGUUGUCCAUGGCCAAAAAGAUUGCUCAAAGAGCAAAUAAGAGCAUAGUUGACCAAGCAACAAAGGGCGAGAGAAAACAGAAGGAGGAAGAACAUAGAAUGCGAAAAGUUGCCCUUAAUAUUUCAAAGGAUGUGAAGAAGUUCUGGAUUAAAAUAGAAAAGCUGGUUGUUUAUAAGCAUCAACUGGAGGUUGAGGAGAGAAAGAAGAAGGCACUUGAUAAGCAACUUGAUUUCCUUUUAGGUCAGACUGAAAGGUAUUCGACAAUGUUGGCGGAAAACCUUGUGGACAUGCCCUAUUCCCAAAACCUAGAAAACGGGACUUCGCAGAUAAACCAACCAUCCCAUCAAGAAGAAGUAGCAGAAGAGAACAUAAAUGCAGCCAUUCCUGAUGAUCUUGAUAAUAUGGAAGUCGAUGAUGAUUAUGAGAGCUCCUUGGAUGAAGAGCCAGAAGAUGAUGAGCACACAAUCGAUGAGGAUGAAGCUCAGAUCACCGAAGCUGAGCGGAAUGAAGAACUAGCUGCUUUAGAGGCAGAAGCUGACCUACCACUGGAUGCUAUUCUCAAGAUGUAUACCAAAACCAAAGUUAGCAGGGAAAGCAGUCCAGACAGCAAUGACAUGUUAAGUAACUUAGGUUCGAAGAAUUUGAUUGUAGAUUCUUCGAACCAGGCUAAUGGCUGUGAUCAUGAACCUGCUCACUCUUCAAGUGAUGAUGGCAAUUCUUCUGAGGAAGUGGAUGAUGAUCAAUCUUAUGCUGAGUUUGUGAAGAAAAGUCAUGGUAAAAGUAACGGAAAUAUUUCUUCUAUCAAUGAUCAGGAGGACGAAGAUUACAUUGCUGCUGAAGAAGUAAAGGAUGACGAAGCAACUUUGUCUGAAGAGGAAGAAUUGGCAAAGAAAGAAGAUCCUGAUCAUCUGGAAGAGAUUAAGUUACUGCAGAAGGAGAGUGAGAUACCACUAGAAGAACUUCUCGCGAGGUACCGAAAGGAUGGCUGUGCAGAUCAUGAAACAGCGGAGUUGGAGAAUUCACCCCAUUUUGUUGAAGAGGUCAAUACUGACAUGUCUUUGGAUGAUCAAUCUGUGAACAUUUUGGAAGCGAAAAGUGAUAUAUUUGUGGAUCACCAAUCCAGGGAUGUGCUGGAAACUGAGCACAAGGCUCUACAAUCAGAAAUCGAUGUGGUGGAAACUGAGCAGGAGGCAUUACAAUCAGAAAUUGCAUCAGAGCCUUGUGCUCAACAAAAUUUUGUGGAAGAGAAUAAUCUCACUGAUGUUAAGGCAGUCCAUGGAGAUAAGAGUGAUGAUGUAAUUGCUGAUGCUGCAGCUGCUGCAAGAUUAGCACAACCAACUGGCAACACCUUCUUGACUACAAAAGUGCGCACGAAAUUCCCAUUCCUUCUUAAGCAUUCUCUUCGUGAAUACCAGCAUAUAGGGCUGGAUUGGUUGGUUGCUAUGUAUGAGAAGAGGCUUAAUGGAAUUCUAGCAGACGAAAUGGGUUUAGGCAAGACAAUCAUGACUAUCUCCUUGCUUGCACACCUUGCGUGUGAGAAGGGGAUAUGGGGUCCUCAUCUUAUUGUCGUGCCGACUAGUGUUAUGCUAAAUUGGGAGACUGAAUUUCUUAAGUGGUGUCCUGCUUUUAAAAUACUGACUUAUUUCGGAAGUGCAAAGGAGAGAAAGCAGAAACGUCAGGGCUGGAUGAAACCAAAUUACUUCCAUGUUUGCAUCACAACAUAUAGGCUUGUCAUUCAGGACUCUAAAGUGUUUAAGCGAAGUGGAAGUGGAAGUAUCUUAUUCUUGAUGAGGCUCAUCUGA
This is a messenger RNA of Miscanthus lutarioriparius, 1968 nucleotides long. The record is from the annotation of a GenBank genome assembly. Lineage: Eukaryota; Viridiplantae; Streptophyta; Magnoliopsida; Poales; Poaceae.